UCGAUUGAAGGACUCUUAAAAGAAAGAAAGAAAUCUCCCCGUCUCUAAUUGAGAGAAACGAAAAGAGAUUUUAGAUCAUGUUAAAUUGGAUUCUUUUUUGGUCUGUAAGCACCCUCCCUCUCGCCAUAGUUCUUUUAUUUGCUUCACAAAUUCUCAACUGCCGUAGACACAAGAAAACAGCCGUUGGAUUCUUCCACCCCUACACCAACGAUGGUGGCGGCGGAGAGAGAGUCCUUUGGUGCGCCGUCAAAGCCAUCCAAGAGCAGAAUCCAGAUCUCGAUUCCGUUAUCUUCUCUGGAGAUCACGAUGCCUCCUCUCAAUCCUUAAUGUCACGGGCCACCGAUCGCUUUGGCGUUCACCUCUUUUAUCCCCCUAAAGUGGUGCAUUUGAAUAAAAGAAAAUGGAUUGAAGAAACAACGUACCCACAUUUCACAAUGAUUGGUCAAAGCUUGGGAUCAGUUUAUUUAUCUUGGGAAGCCUUAAGCAAGUUUACACCUUUGUAUUAUUUUGAUACGAGUGGAUACGCUUUUACAUACCCAAUUGCACGUUUAUUUGGGUGCAAAGUUAUCUGUUAUACACAUUAUCCUACUAUCAGUCUAGACAUGAUUUCCCGGGUUCGUCAACGAAGCUCUAUGUACAAUAAUGAUGCCUUAAUAGCUAGAAGCACGUGGCUAUCCUGGUGCAAAAUUAUCUAUUAUACAGUUUUUAGCAGGAUGUAUGGAAUGGUGGGCUCUUGUGCCCAUCUUGUAAUGGUCAACUCUUCAUGGACUCAAUCUCACAUCGAGAAGCUUUGGGGAAUUCCUAAGCGUACUAAGAGGGUUUAUCCACCUUGUGAUACUUCAGGACUUCAGACACUUCCUUUAGAAAGACCGGUGGAAACUCCAAAAAUUAUAUCUGUUGCACAAUUUCGUCCAGAGAAGGCACAUGGUCUUCAACUCGAGGCCUUCUCUGUCGCCAUAAAAAAACUAGAUGCAGACUUUCCAAGACCUAAGCUGCAGUUUGUAGGUAGUUGCCGGAAUCAAUCAGAUGAGGAAAGACUUCAGAAUCUGAAAGACAAAGCAGUGCAAUUGAACAUUCAGGACAAUGUGGAAUUCCAUAAAAAUGUGAUGUAUAGGGACUUGGUAAGACUUUUGGGGGGUGCUGUUGCCGGAAUCCACUCGAUGAUAGACGAGCAUUUUGGCAUUAGUGUUGUAGAGUACAUGGGUGCAGGGGCCAUACCAAUUGCUCAUAAUUCUGCCGGCCCCAGAAUGGACAUUGUUUUAGAUGAAGAUGGACAACAAACAGGAUUUCUUGCUGAAAAUAUAGAAGAGUAUGCAGAUGCAAUCCUGAAAAUUGUAAAGAUGCCCAAGCCUGAAAGACUAAAGAUAGCUGCAGCAGCAAGGCGAAGAUCUAGUAUAUUUUCCGAGCAGAGAUUUUACGAUGAUCUAAAAGCCGCAAUCCGACCUGUUGUAUGUCAUUCUUCCUAGUGAUAUGGGACUGCAUUAAACUCACGCCGACUUAGAAAACAGUUAUAGUUUUUACCUUGUCUUGUUUAUUGGGUUUCUUUACCCUUACAAAAUAGGUAUACUGUUAGUUUUGAUUUAAACACGUAGUUGAAGGAAUGCCAGAUUUUAAGUGACAAUUGAGAAGUGGCUUUAAAAUAUCUAUUUUAUUCUAUUUCAUUUCAAGUUGAUCAUA
Molecule: messenger RNA, 1677 nt
Organism: Hibiscus syriacus
Lineage: Eukaryota; Viridiplantae; Streptophyta; Magnoliopsida; Malvales; Malvaceae
Product: GDP-Man:Man(3)GlcNAc(2)-PP-Dol alpha-1,2-mannosyltransferase-like
Exons: 7
Coding region: 78-1466 (462 amino acids)
Biological process (GO): protein N-linked glycosylation
Cellular component (GO): endoplasmic reticulum membrane
Molecular function (GO): GDP-Man:Man(3)GlcNAc(2)-PP-Dol alpha-1,2-mannosyltransferase activity
Source: RefSeq, a predicted model, not a curated record